AUGGUGUUUCUGCACCGCGCCGGAGGCAACCAGGAAACGGACAAAAACGUUGUGCUCGCUGGAGACGGCCAUUCUGAAGCCGAGCAGACGAAUGAGGCUCUGACACUGGAGGAGUUGACACUUGUCCACCCUCCCUCAGUUCUUGCAUCUGUCGACGAGCUCAUAGAUGAAUUUGUCAGGUCCAUGCUCGAAACCAAGACGGCGGCCAAAGUCAAGGCGGGCAUCGCAACUGGCCUUUUCCUUGUGAUCGCAACCAUGGAUGUAUUGGUCAUCCAUGGUUUUGUGUUGUUGAUGGGCAGUGCUGUACUGGCAUAUUCCAGCAUCAAAGGAGCCAAGGACAUCAGAACAUUGACCAAACGCGUGACCGGCCCAAGUGAGACUGACAAGCCAGACAAGGGGGGGCUGCAGUUGAGCUUCAGUGCUUCGCCUCGGCUGGCAGUGUUUGAGAAGUACCUCGCGGCGGAAUGCUUCGAACGAUCACCUUACAUGUUUCCAGACGUUGGUGACGCACCUGAAGAGUCAGAGGUCCUGGAGGCUAUGGGAUGGUCUCCUUCUUCACAAGGCGACACGGAGGCGCGCUUGGAGGAUCGGCGGUGGGAGAAUUUCCGGGCAAUGGAAGACCUCUACACAGAGGUGUGGAAGGCUACGAGGGCUUGGACGAGAUGGGUGAAUUUGUGCAAGAGACAUCCGAAGUUGGCAGUGAGGAAGUAA
Saxophila tyrrhenica is the source of this 711-nucleotide messenger RNA. RefSeq lists its product as uncharacterized. The record is from RefSeq and is a predicted model, not a curated record. The coding region runs from base 1 to 711 and encodes 236 amino acids. NCBI's taxonomy places the organism in Eukaryota, Fungi, Ascomycota, Dothideomycetes, Mycosphaerellales, Extremaceae. The transcript has a single exon.